AGAGUUUAUUCAUGUUUGGUUCUUCUUUUACUAUUUCUUUAUGUCACUUUUAGAAAAAGGAUGAGAAAACGAGGUGUUGGAGUUGCUGCAGCGAAAAACAAAUCUCUUGCGGAGGCUCGUUACAAAAACAAAGGCAAUGAACUGGAACAAAGUCAGCUGGCUGAGAUGGCCAAGCAGAUGGAAAUGUUCAAGGUGAACCUAGAAGACUUUGCUGCUAAACACAAAGAUGACAUUAAAAAGGACCCCCAGUUCAGAGUCAACUUCCAAGAGAUGUGUGCUUCCAUAGGAGUGGAUCCACUGGCAUCCAGUAAAGGGUUCUGGGCUGAGAUGUUGGGAGUGGGAGAUUUUUACUAUGAGUUGGGAGUACAGAUUAUUGAAGUGUGUAUGGCAACCAACCACAGGAAUGGAGGAUUAAUCAGUAUAGAGGAACUAAGGGACAAAGUGACGGCCUCCAGGGGAAAGAAAAGUCAGCCCAUUAGUAUAGAUGAUCUCCUGCGUGCAAUAAAGAAACUGAAGAUUCUGGGUAAUGGAUUCACGGUGAUAGCCCUAGGGAAGAGUUAUAUGGUACAGAGUGUACCAGGGGAGCUAACUAUGGACCACACCAAACUACUGCAAGAAGCUCAGAAUGAGGGAUUUGUGUCCAAGAAAUCUCUGAUGUCUUCUUUGAAGUGGGAAGAGGAACGUGCUUCCAGAGCCUUGGAGUACAUGGUGAAGGAAGGCCUGGCUUGGGUAGAUGACCAAGCCUCGGACGGCAGACAAUACUGGUUUCCGAGUUUCUUCCCAGAAAUCUCCUCUGUCACAUGACACCAUUUUGCAGUCUUAGACAAAUAUUAUAAAUAUUAACUUGUAUCUUGUACAUGUUUGGUGCAUUGUGUGCAGAGUUUGUCA
Messenger RNA from Saccostrea cuccullata (small rock oyster), 888 nucleotides. Its product is annotated as vacuolar-sorting protein SNF8-like. The record is from RefSeq and is a predicted model, not a curated record. Bases 61 to 804 code for a protein of 247 amino acids. Gene Ontology annotation, biological process: protein transport to vacuole involved in ubiquitin-dependent protein catabolic process via the multivesicular body sorting pathway. The transcript is spliced from 8 exons. NCBI's taxonomy places the organism in Eukaryota, Metazoa, Mollusca, Bivalvia, Ostreida, Ostreidae. Gene Ontology annotation, cellular component: ESCRT II complex.